Molecule: messenger RNA, 674 nt
Organism: Trichoderma asperellum CBS 433.97
Lineage: Eukaryota; Fungi; Ascomycota; Sordariomycetes; Hypocreales; Hypocreaceae
Source: RefSeq, a predicted model, not a curated record
GGGGGCUACUUUGUGCCGGCGAGGGUUGACGGGCAGCCGCUGGGUGGCCGAGGGCCGUCUGCCGUCGCCACUGUCAAGCUGCAUUGUUGGCGAGUUGUUGGUGAGCCUCUAACAGUGAAGUCAAGCCACUGCUCGAUGGACGAUGGAGAAGCUCUAGACUGGCUCAAGAUAUCUGAAAUGACCCCCAAGCUCAAGACCAAGGCCGCAUGCAGGAGUCAUACCUUUGUAUGCGGCUGUCUGUGGGCCGUAACCAGCAGCGGCACGUACGUAUGUGGAUGCCAGCAGCAGUCGACGAGAAGCAAACAGACCAACCCCCGCCAGUGUGGUCACAUUCAGGACCUGGUCUGGCGUCGUCGUCUUGCGUCGUCACAGUCUCUCCAUCAUCGACAGCCUUUCAUGGCGCUUCUCGCCCGGACCGGUCACCGCCCAGUCAGCUCCCAUCGGUCGAUCCGUGUCUCAUCGUCAUGCGGCCUCGUGUACAGCAAAAGUCGCCUCGCAAGGCUGGGACCUCGACAUGUGCUCGACUCAUCUCCGGCCUGGCCCUUUUCUGGACAUCGAGCGCGGGGAGAGGCUAAAAAGUGGGUGAUGAGAUGGACAGGAUGCGACUAGGGCGCUAUAGCGGGUGGUAAGCCCCGAAUUAGUGCCAACAGUGCUGUGGUUCUGGGAUCGAGCAG